Sipha flava (yellow sugarcane aphid) is the source of this 1617-nucleotide messenger RNA. RefSeq names its product microtubule-associated protein RP/EB family member 1 (gene Eb1). The record is from RefSeq and is a predicted model, not a curated record. The coding region runs from base 686 to 1507 and encodes 273 amino acids. Gene Ontology annotation, molecular function: microtubule plus-end binding. Gene Ontology annotation, biological process: regulation of microtubule polymerization or depolymerization; protein localization to microtubule plus-end; spindle assembly. The transcript is spliced from 7 exons. Gene Ontology annotation, cellular component: spindle midzone; cytoplasmic microtubule; microtubule plus-end. Lineage: Eukaryota; Metazoa; Arthropoda; Insecta; Hemiptera; Aphididae.
UUCGUGUUUGGCGGUGGAUGACGCUGCCGCCGCCGCCGCCGCCGCUCACGCGAAUUGUAUAAGUAACGAAUGGCCAUGUACAAGGAUCGCCACGGCCUUCUGUGCGAUGUGUUGGCAUCAUCGACCACGCACGGCGUACUGUAACCGUUCUUCGGUGUUGUCGCCCGAGUUUAACGGCGAUAUCACCUUUUAUGGCUGCCCGGCUGAUCGGGUGUACCCCUCCCAGGGCCUGUGAAAUGUGACCUUAUUUCGAGGUAAUAUUCGCUGCAAAAGGUUUUUGGCGUCUGACUCUUGCGCCGAUCAGUUUUAAUUUUAUUAAAAGUUUGUCUUUUGACUGUUAUGAUAACGUGUAUCGCGUGAAGCGGUUAUGCAACGUGCGAUUAUUCCACGGUAGUAAAUCCUGAUAUCUCCUUUUCCAUCCGUCCGAUUCAUUCCUAAAGGGAAAAUUAUGUCAUAACAAAUCGAACCAACCUUUCUGCCCCAUGAAUAAUUGCACUGUUACCGUAGCUAUAGGCGACGGAAAGGUUACCUCCCGUUACCACUGUUGGGUUCCUAGUUACCUACGCGGUGAUCGUGUUUUUCUGUACCCACGCUUGCGCCAGACACUGCGAAGUUUUUCCAACGUUUUUGUCGAUAGUGGAAGGAUUUUCAAAAACGGCUUCCAACACUAGAACCACAAUUCGAAAUGGCUAUAAAUGUGUAUUCGACUAAUGUGACUUCAGAUAACCUAAGUCGUCAUGACAUGUUAGCAUGGGUAAAUGAUACUUUGUCUGCAAAUUUUACAAAAAUAGAAGAAUUAUGUUCAGGUGCUGCCUAUUGUCAAUUUAUGGAUAUGUUAUUUCCUGGUAGUGUGCAAAUGAAGCGAGUCAAGUUUAGAACAAAUCUCGAACAUGAAUAUAUACAAAAUUUUAAAAUUCUCCAAGGCGCUUUUAAAAAGAUGACAGUUGACAAGAUAGUACCUAUAGAUAGGCUGGUCAAGGGACGUUUUCAGGAUAAUUUCGAGUUUUUGCAAUGGUUCAAAAAGUUUUUUGAUACCAAUUAUCAAAUGAAUGAAUACGACCCAGUAGGUGCGCGCAGUGGUGAGGGUAUGGGAUCAACCAUACUAGCAGCCAGAGGAGGUCCUGUCAAAAAGCCAUCAGCAGCAGUACCGCCUAGAAAUGCUACUAUCGCUAAUCGUUUGUUCCGUCCCGCGAGUAACAGCAAUAUGUCAAAUCGUGUACCUUCUACAAGACCAGCACCACAUGCUAGUCAGCGUGAUAGAGGUGAUCAUAAAAUUGAUGAACUUACUAGACAGAUGAGCGAACUACGAGUUACAGUUGAAGGUUUGGAAAAAGAACGUGAUUUCUAUUUUGGUAAACUGCGUGAUAUUGAAGUGAUAUGCCAGGAACAAGAAAGUGAACAUCCAUUAUUUUCUAAAGUAUUGGAAAUUCUUUAUGCUACUGAGGAAGGAUUUGCUGCUCCCGAAGAGGUUGACGCUAACAAUCAUGAUGAUGAUGAAGCUUACUAAUAGUCUCUUAUUUAAUUUUUUUUUUAUUACUCAAUUAUGAUUUUUUUUAAAUAUUUAUUAUAUUUUACAGUACUCAAUAUAAUAAACUGCUAAAAGCACAUGUUCAAAAU